AUGGUGAUUCGAAAUCGGAAUCCGCACCGUAAUCGCCCGACACGACCUGUUAUGGCGCGGAACGGGCGCAACUACCAAAACGGCAACACAAGCUCAACUAGUCAUACAACAUCUUGGCUUUGGGUUUUCUUUGUCUGGGCGUUUAUGUCAGCGCUGGACAUUUUCCUAACCUUCAGGAUCGAAUACUUCUAUCCUGUUUUUCUAGCUAUUCAAGAAACUCAUUAUUUAUGGAAAACUUCUACGCUGUCAAGUCUUUUCUUCCUCGUCGUCAAUAUCUCUGCAGAUAUAACGAUAUUUUCAUUAUGGAAAAGCGACAAUUUAUUUAUUUUUGCAGGAUUCCUAGUCUGGCUCAAUGUGAUCUUUAGCGGGCUAGAAAUUAAAUCGCCGACGCUUUACACAGCCUUUGGUAGUAUAGUAAUCGUUCUGCUCGACUUUGCGCUAUAUUCGACAAAAUCGAAUCCAGAAAACGAAGGAUAUUAUUUCGCCGAGGGGUUAAAACCCGUCGCUGCGCAUUGUAUUGGCUAUCCUCUUGUUUCUAUAGGUUAUUGUAUGAAGCGAUAUAUGGCCUAUCUUCUAAGGCUAAGAAAGCAGAAUGAAGUCGAAGCAAAGAAUAAAUAUUAUUAUAAUCUUCUUUAUGAAGCAUUGCCGCCUUCUGCCUAUAAUCACUCUUCCGACAAAGUUUGGGAGAAAGACUUUCUCGAAUUGGAGCCCGACCGCGACGAUGGCGAAAGUUCAACAUCGAGCAAGUCGGAGCGAGACACGAAGCCGGACAAAGACAGCCCUGGCUGGUCGCAGCGAUUAAAAGACAUUUUCCAGGACUUGACGUGCUUCUCAAACUCCAGUCGAUCUCAUUUACUAACGGUAAAGGAGCCCGGGCGAAGUCAGUCAAACAGCGGCAAAAACUCUAGCGGAGGCUCGAAUCUGCGCGCGUAUCGUCUCUACCGAUGGCUGGAAUCAAUCGCGUGCUGGUUACCCUCAGAUAACUGCCAAAAAAGUGAAAAUACAAACAACUCUAAACAUAAUAACCACACCAAGAAGAAUCACCAUGAAACCGGCGAAAACGGCGAUGGCCAGUAUUCGCGCCACACGCCAACUAAAAAGGAAAAGAACAACCUAAAGAAUCAGAGUAACGGCGAGCACUUGUACACGCAAAUACAGAAACAGGAUUCUAUCAAAAACGACGAUUCGCAAAGCAACCAAAACAGUCGAGGUGACUCUGAUGCUGCCCAAGCCGAGUUGGGUCGAAUCAAGCGCGAGAACGAAAAACUCAAGAAAAACGAGAUCCAGCUAAAAGGCAAGAUCGACGACUUGACGCAGCACGAAGAGUUCACGAAAAACAAUUCGAGGACGUCAAGAAGCGAGACGAGAGCCUUCGCAAUCAGCUCAAGGUUGAGCGAGAGCGAACUGAGCUCCUUGAAUGACCGUGAAUCCGAGAACGAGCGCCUCCGACAUCAACUCAAGAAAAGCGAAAUGGAUCGUGAAAUGCUGAUUCAGGAUGCUAAAAAUCGAGAACAAGAACUGCAACAUUUGCGAUCCAAGCUUGCAGAAGGCGACCUCAAGAUCAACCAGCUCCACCGAAUGGUCGAGGAACGGCAACAGAGUGUCCGAAACAACCAGGAAAAGCUCCAGGCCGAGAGCCGGCUCAAGCUUCAACUGUUGGAACGAUUGAACACCCAGCAGCAAGAAAUAGAAGAUCUCCGUCACCGCUCUACUCUUUACCAGCGUCCAGUUAUUCACGACUUUCAGUAA
Messenger RNA from Oikopleura dioica, 1749 nucleotides. The record is from the annotation of a GenBank genome assembly. Lineage: Eukaryota; Metazoa; Chordata; Appendicularia; Copelata; Oikopleuridae.